Messenger RNA from Symbiodinium sp. CCMP2592, 1095 nucleotides. The record is from the annotation of a GenBank genome assembly. Lineage: Eukaryota; Dinophyceae; Suessiales; Symbiodiniaceae.
AUGCUGCGCGUUUGGCUGUCUUCUGGGGAGCAGCUUGCGGCGGUACCGGUGGGAGAAGUGCGUGACGUGCGGGGCUUGAAACAACAUCUGCAUGGCAUUUGCGGUCUGCCCCGAUUCAGACAAAGGCUCCUUGGGGAAGGCAGGAGCUUGGAGGAUGAGUUUGAAUUGGAAUGUUCGCUUGACUUGCAGCUUGUGCUUUUGCAGUUUGAUACAUCUCCAGAUCACGCACAUCAGCUGGCCCAUCAACUCCAGCAUGCUGCAAGGCAUAAUUUUCCAUCUCAGGUUGAAGAGCUGCUUUCUCGGCCCCAAGAUCCAGAUAUCACGGGAACCAUGGGUGAGUCGGCUCUCUAUGUGGCAUCCGAAAGGGGCCACCAGGAAGUUGUCAGUUUAUUAUUGGAGGCUGGAGCCAGCAAAAACGUGAUUUGUGGCCGCUGGACGCGGUUGACGCCACUUGGCGUGGCAUCCCGUGAAGGCCAUACCGAGAUCGUGCGGUUGUUGCUGGCGGCCGGCGGAACUGCUACAGACCGCCGAGACCGUGAAGCAUCACCUCUCUAUUUGGCCUCAUUGCGUGGGCAUGUUGAGGUUGUGAGGCUUUUGCUAGAAGCUGGUGCUGACAAAGAUGAGGCCUUUGUCUUCACAUACUUUCAAUGCGAUCCUGACAAGCUCGUCUGCAGUGAGGUCACAUCCAUUCAGUCACCCUUAGGUGUGGCAUCGCGGGAAGGUCACACGGAAAUCGUGCGCCUUUUACUUGUGGCGGGUGCAGAUCGUGAACGGGGCGCGGGACGGCAUGACGAAACCCCUCUCUACUUGGCUUCAGAGCAUGGUCACGUCCAAAUCGCACGAUUGCUCAUUGUGGCCGGCGCUGCCAAAGACAGGAGCAGUGGGCCGUGGGGCAAAACCCCAAUUCGCAUUGCUUGCAGCAAAGGCCAUGUGGAGAUCGUGCGCUUGCUACUGUGGGCCGGUGUCACGUUGGAUGAUUGCUCUCAUGCAGAUGUGUCCUCCAGUGCAGGGGAGGAUGAGAUCAAGCGUUUGCUCAGUGAGGCAAAAGAGACACCUCAGGUAGAAAGACUUCACACUCAGGCGCAAAGUUCGUGA